Molecule: messenger RNA, 586 nt
Organism: Thecamonas trahens ATCC 50062
Lineage: Eukaryota; Apusomonadida; Apusomonadidae
Exons: 2
Coding region: 20-454 (144 amino acids)
Source: RefSeq, a predicted model, not a curated record
ACACACAUCUUCAUUUACUAUGGCUUCCAAGUCCAAGUCCCGCUCGUCCAAGUCUGCCUCCAAGGCCAAGGGCAAGGCUAAGGCCUCGUCCUCCAAGGCCAAGGGCAAGGCUAAGGCCGCUGCCUCCAAGUCCAAGUCGAAGGCCAAGUCCUCGUCCCGCAAGUCCGCCCGCACCUCGGGCCGCUCGUCGCAGAAGGCUGCCUCCGGCGGCUGCUGCGGUGGCUCGGCUGCCGACUCGCGCCGUGGCUCGUCGCGCGCCUCGGGCAAGUCGUCCAAGGCCGCCAAGGGCAAGAAGGCUGCCAAGGCCGCCAAGGGCAAGGGCAAGGGCAAGGGCAAGAAGGCCGCUUCGUCGUCCGACGACUCGUCCGACGAGUCUGAGGAGUACUCCGAGGAGGACUCGGAGGACUACGACGAGUCCGAGGAGGAGGACUCGGAGGAGGAGUCGUCGUCCUAAUCGACCGACGUGCCAGCUUCUCUCCCGUGCCCCCGUGCAUCAGCGGGUGCGGGCCUUCUGACACGCUGGACUCUUCUCGCGUAGGGACCUUGCUGUCAUCGCCCGUGCAUUGAACGCUCUCUGUUUAGCCAA